Molecule: messenger RNA, 1071 nt
Organism: Owenia fusiformis
Lineage: Eukaryota; Metazoa; Annelida; Polychaeta; Sabellida; Oweniidae
Source: the annotation of a GenBank genome assembly
UGUAACGAUAGCCAACAUGGCGUCACUUCUCAUUUUUGCUUUCAUACUUAUUGGGAUUUCAGAAGGGUUCUUGUUUGAGCCAAGUGGUGAUGAGAGAGUAGCUAAUCUUCAGCUCCAUACAAGGGCAAAUGGAGUUGAUUCAUCUGGCAACUAUCUGGGUGUGACAAUAGCCUACGAUGAUGCUCAGGCCUUGAGAGACUCCAACUUUAACCCUGCCCUUCCCACUAAGUUCUUCAUUCAUGGCUGGUUUGCUGGCAGAGAAGAUGACUACAUGGCUGAGAACACAAAUGCUUUAUUGAUAAAGGACUCUAUGAAUGUGUUCACAGUGGACUGGUCCAGUGGCUCAUUCAACAUUGACUACACAAAAUCUAGAGAGCUAACAAAGGUUGUGGCAAGAGAGGUUGCAGAUUAUAUUAAGUUUCUUGCAGCUAAUACUGGAUUGGAUAUGAAUACAGUUCAUGUCAUAGGUCACAGUCUAGGGGGCCAAACAGCAGGAUAUAUUGGUAUGCAGCUACAGAACCCAAAGAUCGGUCGCAUCUCAGGACUUGACCCUGCAGAGUUGGGUUUUGACCUUGAGGACAAAGAUGAUGUAUUAGACCCAACUGAUGCAGAUUUUGUUGAUGUUAUACACACAAGCUGGAUAUCUGAGCAACCGAAAGGACAUGUUGAUUUCUACCCUAAUAAUGGGGAGACUGGUCACUUGAUGGCGAUUUACUACUUUAAUGAGUCUAUCAACUCCAAGUGUAAACACACUGCAUACAAGUGCUCAGAUUGGGAUGCUUUCAUUAAUAAAAGGUGCACUGACAAUGGAACAAACCUUAUGGGAUUUUAUGCCAGCCCAAAUGCAGCUCAGGGGAAACUCUAUAUCCAGGUGGCUGAUAACAAACCAUAUUGUCCCAUAUAGACUGAGUGUGAAAAACAUGGUGUUUGAGAAUAAUAAUUGUUAGAAUAAUAUCUUGAGUAUUACUUAGGUGUAAGGCUAAUACACAAAGCCUGCAGUUCAAUAUGGUAAUAAAUGGUAAAAUAAAUGGCAAAAUUCCUUUCUUUCUCGUUUUCAAAGAAAAUUAAAUU